Messenger RNA from Humulus lupulus (European hop), 1461 nucleotides. RefSeq names its product DEAD-box ATP-dependent RNA helicase 58, chloroplastic. The transcript has 10 exons. Gene Ontology annotation, molecular function: RNA binding; RNA helicase activity; ATP binding. Bases 15 to 1439 code for a protein of 474 amino acids. NCBI's taxonomy places the organism in Eukaryota, Viridiplantae, Streptophyta, Magnoliopsida, Rosales, Cannabaceae. The record is from RefSeq and is a predicted model, not a curated record.
UGUGUAGUUCGUCAAUGGCGACUCUCUCAGUCUCUGCUACUCACCCUCUUUCUCUUUCACGACCAGUUUUCCUCUCUCGAAAAUUCAAAGUAAAUGCUUACGGUUUCCCUUUCUUAUCACGAAGCCCUAGCUCUAGGCUUGUCUUCUCUGCAAAUCGAGCUCUCCGCUCCGUUCCGGGGCUUCUUAACUCAACAUCCAUGCCCGAAGAAGUUGGUUCGGAUGAGACCGUAACUCUCCGAGACCUUUGCAGAAACCAUGUCCCCGGCCAUGUAUUACGCAGAGUUGAUGAAGUUGGGUAUGUUAUACCAACUGAUGUACAAAGACAAGCUUUGCCGACUCUGUUCUCUGGUUUCGAUUGUGUGCUUCACGCUCAGACAGGUUCCGGGAAGACACUGACAUAUCUUUUGUUGAUAUUUUCCGUUAUAAACACUCAAAGAUCAGCUGUUCAAGCACUCAUUGUGGUGCCCACCAGGGAACUUGGUAUGCAAGUCACUAAAGUUGCUCGGACUCUGGCUGCAAAGCCUAUGGAAAGUGAUAUGGAGCUGAAAUCCUGCACUGUCAUGGCUCUUUUAGAAGGUGGAUCAUUGAAAAGACACAAGACUUGGCUAAAGGCAGAGCCUCCUACAAUUGUGGUGGCAACCAUAGGGAGUUUAUGCCAGAUGUUGGAAAAGCGUAUUCUUACUCUUGAGUCAAUGCAAGUUCUGGUAAUUGACGAGGUUGAUUUCAUGUUCAACUCUUCAAAAGAAGUUAGUUCUCUUAAAAAACUUUUGACAUCAUAUUCUUCAAUCAAUAACCGCCAGACCAUUUUUGCCAGUGCGUCUAUCCCACAGCACAGACGAUUUGUACAUGACUGUAUACAACAGAAAUGGACCAAGAGCAAUGUAGUUCAUAUCCAUGUCAAUCCAGUUGAGCCCAUGCCAUCGUGUUUACAUCAUAGAUUUGUGAUAUGUCACAAGAACAUGAGACUUCAAACCCUGCUAUCCUUAUUACAGACAGAUGCACCAGAUUCUGGAAUUAUUUUUGUUGGAGAACAGUCCGAAAAGUCAAAGAAGGCAGGAAAUGUUCCCCCAACUACUCUGUUAGUGGAUUUUUUGAUGGCUUCCUAUAAUGGUGAUUCGGAUGUCCUCCUUCUGGAAGAAGACAUGAAUUUUAAUUUGAGAGCAACUUCUUUGUCAGAAUUGAGACAAGGGGGUGGUUAUCUCCUUGUAUCAACAGAUUUAGCUGCCAGAGGGGUUGAUCUGCCGGAAACUACUCACAUAUACAAUUUUGAUCUGCCAAGAACUGUCACCGACUAUCUUCAUCGUGCAGGACGAACAGGAAGGAAGCCAUUUUCAGAUGAGAAAUGUUUUGUCACUAACAUUUUAACAUCGGAAGAGAGGUUUGUAUUGCAAAGAUACAAAAAUGAAUUAAUGUUUAACUGUGAAGAGCUAGUUAUAUAGAGUUUCUUGCAAAGUUGACUUA